This is a messenger RNA of Aspergillus melleus, 1245 nucleotides long. RefSeq names its product FAD-dependent oxidoreductase. The coding region runs from base 1 to 1245 and encodes 414 amino acids. The record is from RefSeq and is a predicted model, not a curated record. Gene Ontology annotation, molecular function: D-amino-acid oxidase activity; FAD binding. The transcript has a single exon. Lineage: Eukaryota; Fungi; Ascomycota; Eurotiomycetes; Eurotiales; Aspergillaceae.
AUGGCCCGGAAAGACCUCCAUCUCAGCACCGAAAAACCAAUAAAUGCCCAUCUCUCCGCCUCCCCUCGCCCACUGACCCCUCCUACCCCUUCAUCACCCCGAGUCCUCAUCAUCGGAGCCGGUGUGACAGGCCUCACAACAGCCUGGACUCUCCUGGACCGAGGAUACCAUGUGACCAUUAUAUCGCGCGAGUGGGCCAACAGCAACGAGCGACUCACCUCGCAAGUCGCCGGCGCUCUCUGGGAACUGCCUCCUGCUGGCUGCGGGCCCCAGAUGUACGGCGCGAAGAUCCCCAUGGCGCAGCGGUGGGCUCUCGAGAGUCUCCGCAUAUACCGCACGCUCGCAGACCGCAGGGAACUGGCGCGGGCCUUUGGUGUCCAGAUGCGCAUGUUCACUGCGUUCCACAUGAACCGCGUAGACGAGGAUACCGUGAAGAGCGAUAAAGUGCGGUAUAUACAAGAAGCCGAGCUGGAGGGGUUCUCGCACGGGACGCAGCUGUUGAAGAAGUACGGGGUGAACGCCGACUCGCAUGGCGGGUUAGAAGAUGCAUACGAGCACCUCGCACCUGUAAUCGACACGGACGUGGCCAUGUCGUUCCUGAUGCGCCUGGUCCGACGGAAGGGUGGCCGCAUGGAGACGGAUACAGUGUACGGAGACCUCCUCGACCAGGAAGAACACCUGCUGAAGAUCUACGAGGCGGACGCCAUUGUGAACGCCACGGGUGUGUGGGCCGGCGACACGGCCAACGACGCCUCGGUCUAUCCGCUCCGAGGCGGGCUCCUACGCGUGAUCAACGACGGGACAGACUUCCCCAAGAUCGAGAACAGCAUGGUGGUGUCGUCUCCGACGCGAGAGGACGGGAGUUUCAAGGACAUGGCGUUCCUGGUGCCGCGGAACGACCGGACCCUGCUCCUGGGGUCGAUCUUGCAUCAGGACUCGUGGCAGCUGGAUCUAACGCCGUCGUGCGCGGAGGUCGUGCAGAUGCGUCGCCGGUGCGAGGAUCUCUUGCCGUGUUUGAAGAAUGCGCGCUUGGAUCCGCUGUGUCCGCUGGUGCAGGGACGACGGCCCAUGAGGACGGGCCAUGUGCGCGUGGAGCGCGAGAAGAGGCUGACGCCGCGGACGCGACCGAGUCGGAUUGUGCAUGCGUACGGGCAUGGCGGCGCAGGGUGGUCUCUUGCUUUUGGAUCCGCGAAGGAAGUGACUCGAUUGGUGCAGGAUGUGCUGCAGGUGAAGAAUUGUUGCUGA